AUGACUACUCAGACUUCAUCUGGGAGGAGAAGCAUCUCGGGUCUAAGGCGAGGAUCAUCAUUAGCUUCCAAGAAACCGGUUCUCCAACAAUCCGAGGAGAGCGGAAGCAGCAGCCUCAAUGACAACAACAACAUCAAACCGGGUUCACCUCUUGCUCAACCGGUUCCUAACGGCGAGAGAACAGUCAAGAAGCUACGCUUAUCCAAAGCUCUCACUAUCCCCGAAGGCACCACCGUCUUCGAUGCUUGUCGAAGGAUGGCUUCUCGCCGCGUCGACGCGGUUUUGUUAACCGACUCGAGCGCUCUUCUCUCCGGGAUUGUUACCGACAAGGAUAUAGCCACGAGGGUGAUCGCGGAAGGGUUGAGACCAGAGCACACGUUGGUCUCCAAAGUCAUGACAAGAAACCCCAUUUUCGUCACCUCUGAUUCUCUCGCCAUCGAGGCUCUCGAGAAGAUGGUUCAAGGGAAGUUCAGGCACUUGCCUGUUGUGGAAAACGGCGAAGUCAUUGCUCUUUUGGAUAUCACGAAAUGCCUCUACGAUGCCAUCUCUCGGAUGGAGAAAGCCACUGAGCAAGGAAGCGCUUUAGCCGCUGCGGUAGAAGGCGUUGAACGGCAAUGGGGAAGCGGAAGCGGGAACUUCUCCGCCGCGCCGUAUCCGUUCAUCGAGACGUUGAGGGAGAGGAUGUUCAAGCCUGCGUUGUCAACGAUCAUCACAGAGAGUUCGAAAGUCGCGCUCGUCUCGCCUUCGGAUCCUGUCUUUGUAGCUUCGAAGAGGAUGCGUGAUUCUCGUGUUAACUCCGUGAUCAUCGCCGUUGGGAACAAGAUCCUCGGGAUUCUAACGUCGAAGGACAUUCUGAUGAGAGUCGUGGCUCAGAAUCUGUCCCCUGAGCUGACUCUUGUUGAGAAAGUCAUGACGCCGAGCCCUGAGUGUGCUUCGACGGAGACAACGAUUCUUGAUGCGUUGCAUAUAAUGCACGACGGCAAGUUUCUUCACCUUCCGGUUUUGGAUAAAGACGGCUUCGUCGCGGCGUGCGUUGACGUGCUGCAGAUAACUCACGCGGCUAUUUCCACGGUUGAGAACAGCUCGGGAGCUGUUAACGACAUGGCGAACACGAUGAUGCAGAAGUUCUGGGACUCAGCUCUGACGCUUGAACCGCCAGAGGAUUACGAAACGCACAGCGAUAUGUCGGCGAUGCUGGUGAACUCAGACGGAGCAGACACAGGGAAGCAGUCUUGUCAGUCUCAGGGGCUUCUCGUGAGCUCGUUUGCUUUCAAAUUCCAAGACCGUAAAGGGAGAGUUCAUCGGUUUGAUACAGCCGGUGAGAGUUUCGAAGAGGUGAUGAGUGGUGUGACGCAGAGGUGCGAAGCUGGUUCAGGGAUUCAGAUUAUGUACGAAGAUGAUGAAGGCGAUAAGGUUUUGAUAAGUAGGGACAGUGAUCUUGUUGCUGCCGUUGCCUUUGCUAGGUCUUUGGGACAGAAGGUUUUGCGGCUGCAUCUCGAUUUUACCGAGACAGUGUGUCUUGAGACGGUUGUAGAUUCGUCUGAGGAAAGCGGCGGAGGCGGUUGCGUUUGGUGGCAGACUGGCGUUGUGGCCGGUGCUAUUGUUUUGACGAGUAUAGGUCUACUUGUUUACUUGAAACGUUCCAAGAAAUGA
This is a messenger RNA of Thlaspi arvense, 1653 nucleotides long. The record is from the annotation of a GenBank genome assembly. NCBI's taxonomy places the organism in Eukaryota, Viridiplantae, Streptophyta, Magnoliopsida, Brassicales, Brassicaceae.